UAGCUACCGAGAAAACUUUGGAAAACAACCAUGAAAGGCAUGAGAAGACAUCAAAUCACCGGAGAAGUGUAAGGGAUUUAGACCAAAUCGCUGUUAAUUAUUGCCAGUGUUAAUAGUUGAGAAAGAGAAUUUCAUCAACAACCACCAGGUAUGGAUAAGUUUGUGACCAAAACUAAGAGACAGAGAACAACAAAUGUUUUAGAAUUGCCUUCAGUUUCAAGUAUUCCAAGUUCACAAGUACCUCCUCCAUCUUCUAAUACUGAUGUUCCACAAGUAGUACCUUCCAUCCCUGCUCUUACUCUGCCACAGCAAGCAACUUAUAGUACUGUCCAGGAUGAGUUCUCUGUAUGGAAUCUUCAAUCAGACCCUGCAAUGAGAAAGCCAAUAUUAAGUUACCAUCCUAACGAUCAAGACAAAAUACGAAGAGCUCACAUGAAGAUGGGUCCUUGCCAACCUAAAAACUUUCCAUUUCCACAAAAGCUAAUGGGAAAAAAGAACAGAAGAUUCAAUGAAGCUUGUUUUUUAAAACAUGGAAGUUGGUUAGAGUAUAGCAUAUCUAAAGAUGUUGUGUUUUGCUUGCCGUGUUAUCUUUUUAGAAAUUAUGUUACGGGUAAAGGUGGCUCUGAUGCUUUUGUGAAUGCAUGCUUCUCAAAUUGGAAGCAGCAAGUUGAAAAAUUAGAUAAGCAUGUAGGAUGUCAGAACAGUACACACAAUGAUGCAUCUAGUGUACUCUCUAGUGUUCUUUCUUGCUGA
This is a messenger RNA of Papaver somniferum (opium poppy), 753 nucleotides long. Its product is annotated as zinc finger MYM-type protein 5-like. The transcript is spliced from 2 exons. Lineage: Eukaryota; Viridiplantae; Streptophyta; Magnoliopsida; Ranunculales; Papaveraceae. The record is from RefSeq and is a predicted model, not a curated record. Bases 151 to 753 code for a protein of 200 amino acids.